This is a messenger RNA of Pezoporus occidentalis (night parrot), 2642 nucleotides long. It is a transcript of the gene UTP18, whose product is annotated as UTP18 small subunit processome component. Bases 1 to 1764 code for a protein of 587 amino acids. Gene Ontology annotation, molecular function: protein binding. Gene Ontology annotation, biological process: rRNA processing. Gene Ontology annotation, cellular component: small-subunit processome; Pwp2p-containing subcomplex of 90S preribosome. NCBI's taxonomy places the organism in Eukaryota, Metazoa, Chordata, Aves, Psittaciformes, Psittacidae. The transcript has 14 exons. The record is from RefSeq and is a predicted model, not a curated record.
AUGCGGCGUGGGAUGGGUCCGCGUCGUUCGGGCCCGGCGGCCCCCGCGGGCGGGAGGAAGAAAAAUAACGGGAAAAAAACGGCGAAAACGGCGAAAACAAAGAAAACGGUGACGCGGCGGAGCGAUAGCCUAGCGGUGGCCGCUGCGGCUGCAGCAGCUGAGCGGGCGGCGGCCAGGCAGGCGGCCGCGGAGGCGGUUCGCCGCGCCCGGCACCUGAAGGAGCUCUCCUGCGCGUCAGGUGCGGAGCGGGACCUGGAGGAACUGGUGUUCGGUGACAGCGUCAACGUGGAAGAGGAUGAAUUGCUGCAGUGCCUGGCUGGCCCUCAGCGGCUUAAUGCUCCAGAGUGGGAAACUCUCCAGAAGGACUCCAGUGAUUCAGAAGUAGAAAAGGAAGCAAAAGAUAAUUUACUGACAAAAAAGCCAGCCUGGGUGGAUGAAGAUGAUGAAGCAGAGGAAAAUGUUGAUAUGACCCAUAGGUAUAGGAGAGACUUCAUGAAAAGUGAUGCUGAGAAGACACUUACUAAGAAAAAGCUAAAAAGAAGGCUUGAAGAACAGUUUCAGCGAGCUAUGGGAGGAGUUCCUGCCUGGGCUGACUUGGAAAACAGGAAGAAAUCCAAAAAGACUGCAAGUGAUAGUGAGAGUGAUGAAGAUGAUGAUCUCCUGCGCAGGACUGGCAAUUUUGUGACAAAUUCAGAGUCCCUGCCAAGAGGUAUUUUGAAGAUGGGGAUCUGCUUGCCUGCUAAUCAGGAACGUUUUGCUGAUGGAAGACUGGCAACCGUGCAGUUUCAUCCAUCUGCUCAAGUAGUCAUGACUGCUGGACAUGAUCGAUCCGUGUCGCUCUUUCAGGUUGAUGGUAUAAAGAAUCCAAAAAUACAGAGCAUCUACUUAGAGAGUUUUCCAAUUUAUAAGGCUUGCUUCAGUGUUGAUGGAGAGCAUGUUAUAGCCACUGGUACUCACCACAGAAUGUUCUUUGUGUAUGACAUGAUGAGUGGAAAUAUCAUUCCUAUACAGAAAGUAAGAGGUGUGGAGGAAAGAUUCCUCAGAAGCUUCGAACUCUCUCCAGAUGGAUCAUUCAUGCUUGUAACUGGAACUUCAGGCUACCUUCACUUGUUGUCAAUGAAGACAAAGGAGCUGAUUAGCACUAUGAAAGUAAAUGGAAGAUGCACUGCAUCAGCUUUCACUCCAGACAGCAGUAAAGUAUAUAGCUAUUCAAAGGAAGGCGAAGUUUUCAUUUGGGAUGUGAGAAGCAGAAAGUGUCUACACAAAUUUGAAGAUGAAGGCUCUUUGGAAGGGAAGUGCAUCGCUCUUUCAAAAAAUAACCAGUAUGUGGCAUGUGGUUCAGCUUCUGGAGUUGUAAAUUUAUAUACUACCGAUGGCUGUCUCAAAGAACGCCGUCCUAAGCCAGUCAAAGCCAUAAUGAACCUUGUUACAUCUGCUACGUGUGUGACCUUCAAUCCCACCACAGAAAUCCUGGCAGUGGCUUCCCGUGAAACCGAUGAGGCUGUCAAACUGGUACACAUUCCUUCGUAUACUGUAUUCUCAAACUUCCCAGUGUUCAGAAGAAAACAGAUUUAUCUUGCUCAAUCUAUGGACUUUUCUCCCAGAAGUGGCUAUUUCUCUAUAGCAAAUAACAAAGGCAAAGCUUUGUUAUUUAGUUGUAAAGGCAGAAUGAAGAGCAUUGUUGGAGGGAGGGUGGCUGAGUGCUGGCACACAUUGCUCAGGCUGUGGAGACUCCAUCCAUGGAGAUACUCAAAAGCCAUCUGAACAUGGCUCAGGGCAGCUGUCUCUUGCCCUUCUUUGAGCAGAGGCUGAAACAUUAUUCAGAUUUUUAGAAGAUACAGGAGAAGAUGAACCAGAAACUGAGGUACAAGCAUUAAAACUGUGACAACGUUGUCUUGAGGAACCUUAGUUUGAUUUUGCUACCUCCACUCCUUUAUAGCUGGCAGUAAGAAUUUCUUUAUACUGAGUAAUCCGAAACUGUUCUGUCUGGAGCACUCAUGGAGUGGGCUCCACAUGAUGGGCAGGAGUGAGGGUUGUCUUCUCCAUCUCUGCUUUUCCAAUAAUACUUUUACAGGGAGUUGGUAGUUCAACUAAACUGCUGCUCAGUCCUGUUGACAACAGUGUUAAAAAUCUUAACAUAUUUAACUCAAACUCAUAGGCACUGCUGUUAAAAAGAGCUGUAGGCUGGCAGAUACUUGGCUUGAUCCUGUUCUGAAGUCGUGAGACCACGCUCACUUUCCAGCUUAGGUUACAUAAAUUACUGAAGUUUGAAUCAUAGUUUGUGUGCAGACAGGAUUUUAUUGUACUCUUCUUGGGAAACUGGAAAGACCUGGAGCCUUGACAGUAACACAGUAGUUCUGUUAGACCCCAAAAUGUGUUAAUGAUUGAAAGCUAAACUCGGUCAGACUGGAAGCACGUCUUCUGCAUGUUAAGCUUGUGUAAAAUGUUGUGAUGGCUAACUGGCAGAUACUGACUAAAUUCUCUGUACUGAUCUUCCCCUAGGUGUUGUAACCUGCAGAUGUGUGUGCUGGCAAAAUCAAACAAGUUAUUUUUUUAUUUUAUAUGGAAGCUAAAAAAAAAUAAAUUAAUAGAACAUGUCUUUUUUGAAUGUUUUUCCUUAAUAAAUGUACCUGAUAAAUUUU